CCCUUCGUUUAGUUAAUUAAUUACUCGUUGAAAAUGCCGCAGCACAGCCUCGCCACUCAUGUAGUUUUGCUGUUGAUUCCCCAAGUGAUUUCCGUAGGAAUCAACAUAUUUUGCAAGCAAGCCAUAGUGGGGGAUUCCAUGCCCGUUUCCAUUCUCAUUUCUUAUCGUUUCAUCUGUGGUGCAAUCACUCUUUCUCCUUUCGUCAUCUUCUACGAGUCCAGGAUCAGCGCGCCCACCAAACCCACAUGGAAGCUAUUGUGCAUCUCCGUAGUAAAUGGGCUUUUAGGAGGUUCAUUGUUCCAGAAUCUGUACCUUGAGAGCAUGGCUUCAACAUCACCGACGUUCAUCUCAGCCAUUGUCAAUCUCACUCCUGCAAUCGCCUUUCUGCUCUGCCUAGCUUUCAGGCUGGAGAGCUUAUCAGCUCAAAGACAUCCUAAGAUAAAAGUAGCAGGAGUUGCGUUGAGCAUUGUGGGCGCCACACUCUUGGCCUCUUUCAAACGCUUAGAAGUUAACCCUUGGCCACUCAAAUUUGGCUUCCUGCAACAGCAGCAGCAACAAAAGCACGACAAUCAAAUUAUGGGCUUAAUUCUAGCCCUACUUUCUACACUAAGCAAUGCAUUCUUCUUGACAAUUCAGGGCAAGUUCAAUGUUGACAGUGGCAACAUUUUCCUCGUCCCGUUCUUGAUAAAUCUAAUGGCUGCCAUUCAAUCAGUUGUCUAUGCUCUGUUAGCUGAGAAGGAUAAGACACAAUGGAAGUUGGGAUGGAAUGUCAGGCUCUGGGCUGCAUCUUUUGCAUUUAAUUUGGAUAUCCAGAUCGCAUCUUUUCUUAUUUAGACGCGACAUGACGAUCCAAAUUGCACUUUCUGGUAAAGGUACAUAUCUUUUUCGUUGCACCUUUCACAUCCAAAUAGACAUGUUUACUCACCCGAAUGGAUAUGUCCACUUACCCGAGCCCCAUAUGAACAAUAGCAUCUAAUCUUGAAGACUUUUUCAAUGCACGUACUUAAGAUCCAUCAAGACGCAUUAAUUCCAACAAUAUAUUAUUUGAUUAAUUUCAUGCUUGUUUCUAAAUUAAUUUCUUGUCGUCGGCUACAUGCAUGGCUUGCAGGGAGUGUUGGGGUCGGGGCUGUCAACCACCAUUACCACAUGGUGUAUUUCAGAGAUGGGGCCUUUGUUCGUGUCCACCGCCAACCCCUUUGGAUUGAUUCUUAUGACAGCC
Messenger RNA from Diospyros lotus (date-plum), 1219 nucleotides. RefSeq names its product WAT1-related protein At1g25270-like. Gene Ontology annotation, molecular function: transmembrane transporter activity. The transcript has 6 exons. NCBI's taxonomy places the organism in Eukaryota, Viridiplantae, Streptophyta, Magnoliopsida, Ericales, Ebenaceae. Gene Ontology annotation, cellular component: plasma membrane. The record is from RefSeq and is a predicted model, not a curated record. The coding region runs from base 34 to 834 and encodes 266 amino acids.